Molecule: messenger RNA, 1194 nt
Organism: Pteronotus mesoamericanus
Lineage: Eukaryota; Metazoa; Chordata; Mammalia; Chiroptera; Mormoopidae
Gene: LMX1A
Product: LIM homeobox transcription factor 1 alpha
Exons: 9
Coding region: 1-1194 (397 amino acids)
Biological process (GO): regulation of transcription by RNA polymerase II; neuron differentiation
Cellular component (GO): nucleus
Molecular function (GO): RNA polymerase II transcription regulatory region sequence-specific DNA binding; DNA-binding transcription factor activity, RNA polymerase II-specific
Source: RefSeq, a predicted model, not a curated record
AUGCUGGACGGGCUGAAGAUGGAGGAAAACUUCCAAAGCGCCAUCGAGACCUCGGCCUCCUUCUCGUCGCUUCUGGGUAGAGCGGCGAGCCCCAAGGCUGUCUGCGAGGGCUGUCAGCGGGUCAUCUCGGACAGGUUUCUGCUGCGGCUCAACGACAGCUUCUGGCACGAACAGUGUGUGCAGUGCGCCUCCUGCAAGGAGCCCCUGGAGACCACCUGCUUCUACCGGGACAAGAAGCUCUACUGCAAGUACGACUACGAGAAGCUGUUUGCUGUCAAAUGUGGGGGCUGCUUCGAGGCCAUCGCCCCAAACGAGUUUGUAAUGCGGGCCCAGAAGAGCGUGUACCACCUGGGCUGCUUCUGCUGCUGCGUGUGUGAGCGGCAGCUCCAGAAGGGAGACGAGUUUGUUCUGAAGGAGGGCCAGCUGCUCUGCAAAGGGGACUACGAGAAGGAGCGGGAGCUGCUCAGCCUGGUGAGCCCGGCGGCGUCUGACUCGGGCAAAAGCGAUGAUGAGGAAAGUCUCUGCAAGUCCGCCCACGGGGCUGGGAAGGGCGCCGCCGAGGACGGCAAGGACCCCAAGCGCCCCAAGCGUCCCAGGACCAUCCUGACCACCCAGCAGCGGAGAGCGUUCAAGGCCUCGUUUGAGGUGUCCUCCAAGCCGUGCAGAAAGGUGAGGGAGACGCUGGCUGCGGAGACGGGGCUGAGUGUCCGUGUGGUGCAGGUGUGGUUCCAGAACCAGCGAGCCAAGAUGAAGAAGCUGGCCCGGCGGCAGCAGCAGCAGCAAGACCAGCAGACCAGCCAGAGGCUGAGCUCUGCCGGGCGGGCUGGGGUCCCCGUGACCCGCUGCCGCCUCUGCCCCGCAGCUCAGACAAACGGCGGCGGCAGUGCCGGCCUGGAGGCCAUCAUGAACCCCUACACGGCGCUGCCCACCCCGCAGCAGCUGCUGGCCAUCGAGCAAGGCGUCUACGGUGCGGACCCCUUCCGGCAGGGCCUCACCCCGCCCCAGAUGCCCGGAGACCACAUGCACCCCUACGGUGCUGAGCCCCUUUUCCACGACCUGGAUAGCGACGACACCUCCCUCAGUAACCUGGGAGACUGUUUCCUAGCAACCUCAGAAGCCGGGCCCCUGCAGUCCCGCGUGGGGAACCCCAUCGACCACCUGUACUCCAUGCAGAAUUCUUACUUCACCUCUUGA